AUGAUUUAGGAAUUCUAGGAUUAAAACCCAUUGCUAUUCUAGAAACCUCCUGAUGUUAUGGCAGACAGUUUCACUUAGUUUUUCACUGAUAUUUAUGACUUGAUAAAGAGUCCAAGUGCCUCUACUCUCACUAAGUUAGUAGGGAACUUCUCCCUGUUCUGGUUGGUCCCACUUUCUGCUGGUUAUAUGAGACUAGAAGCUCACAAAUAAUACCUAGCUGAUAAAGAUACCUAUGAUGCUGCUAGUAUAACUGAAUAGCAAAUUUACUCUGAAACAUUCAGCACAAUUAAAGCCAAAUAUUGGGAACUGUUGGGAAAGAUGUGA
Molecule: messenger RNA, 324 nt
Organism: Stylonychia lemnae
Lineage: Eukaryota; Ciliophora; Spirotrichea; Sporadotrichida; Oxytrichidae
Source: the annotation of a GenBank genome assembly